Molecule: messenger RNA, 1443 nt
Organism: Colletotrichum higginsianum IMI 349063
Lineage: Eukaryota; Fungi; Ascomycota; Sordariomycetes; Glomerellales; Glomerellaceae
Product: Esterase-like protein
Exons: 2
Coding region: 1-1443 (480 amino acids)
Source: RefSeq, a predicted model, not a curated record
AUGAAACGGUGUACGGCAGUUCGGCCUCUGCUGCGCCAUCCGGGCAGCGCACCGGCGCAGUUCUGCCAAUGCCGCACAAAGUCGGACGGAUUCGCCGAGAGACCAUCGCCCUUUUUCAGGAGACUCGACUUCGCCCGCAAAACCACCAAGGGACUGAAAGGGUAUGGACCAGAUCUCAAGGUCGACUCGUUGAACAAGACUGUCGGGACUUCCGUCGGCGCUCUGCCCAUCUCGCCCGUCAUGGACCCUCGGUGGAUGGAGGCCCGGACGAGGUACAGGACCCUGAAGCCCAAACGGCCCAAGGACGUCAUGCCCGCCGGUCGCUUCCGCAAGAAGCUCGAGGCGAAUCCAUAUGCCCAAGCCCUUUCGACCCCCAUCCGCCUCUGUCCGAUCUCCCGCGCACAUCUGCCGAGAUAUUUCCUCCAAGAGCUCAAGCUGGUAGCGCAUCCUGAAACGAAGGCGCUCUGGUGGACGCCCGCCGAUCUGGACGUGAUGUACGCUGCGAAAGAAGGGGAGCGGGGAGUUGAACGAGACGCGGACGCGGGCGGCCGCGAUUCGCAGGAACCACCAGCCGCGGCCGAGACCCCCGUCGCGCAGCAAAGGGCUACCGAAAAACUCCUGAGGCGGUCAAUCACUGGCUACGCGCUGGCCAGCAAAUCGUUAUUCAAGUCCAUCAGCGGGGCCAAGAAAAUGACACCCCAUGGCGAAAGGUGGAAGGCCCUCCUCGUCACGAGGCAAGGGGGCCCCUCUCUGGACGGGCCGCAGGUGUGGCGCGAGGAUAUGGACGACUUCGUCCUCGACAACAUGCGCCGAAAUGUCAUGAAUCACCUCGUCCAUCUUGCCGAGCUCCGCGCGGGUGAUGAUCACCGGUCGUACCUCCUGCGUCUCGGUAGCUGGGAGAAGGCCGCGAAGAUCCCGCAGCGCGGCUGCCUGCUGUGGUACUCCUCUGAGAACGGGCCGCAGAGUCGGGACGCGGGAGCCGAGGCCGGAUCGGGCGGCGGGGCGCUGUCGCUCGGGCCGUUCGUCACGUACGACGUCCCGGGGGCCAAAUACGAGGGGAAACUGCCCGUCUAUGACCUCAGGCGGCUGCUGGGAGAAGCGUACCUGGCGAGGCUGCGAGAGGUGCCCAUGUUUCGCGACAGCUCGCUGUUCCUCCUGCGCAAGCAGCGAUCGAUCCCCGUCCAACUUCACCUCUGGAAGUUGCAGGCUUACAUGGGCAAUGAUGCCAUGGAUCGACCCAGAUCAGCGUCCGCAGAGGGCUCGACGCUUCCGUCCGACCCAUCUCUGUUGGAUAGCUCAAAUAUGAGGCAUUUGUCGGAUUCGAGUCGGGGGAAGGGCCCGGCUGUUCCGGCGUUCCAGGGACUCGCGGAUCGCAAGCCAACGCGGAAGCCCAUGAGCAAGAAAGACGCUAAGUAUUCCGCUCCCGCGGGCUCGGGUCGCUAA